UUUCUCCGCAUCCGCCCAGCGUCGCUCCUUUCCGGUCUGGACGCCAUUAGAGAAAGCAGAGAUGGCUAUUAGGUAUCCUAUGGCGGUGGGCCUUAAUAAAGGCCACCCGGUGACCAAGAACGUAUCCAAGCCCCGCCACAGCCGCAGGAGAGGGCGUUUGACCAAGCACAGUAAAUUUGUGCGUGAUAUGAUCCGCGAGGUGUGUGGCUUCGCCCCCUACGAGCGCCGUGCUAUGGAGUUGCUGAAGGUCUCCAAAGACAAGCGUGCCCUCAAGUUCAUUAAGAAAAGGGUGGGAACUCACAUUCGCGCCAAGAGAAAGAGGGAAGAGCUCAGCACCAUCCUGGCUGCAAUGAGAAAGGCUGCUGCCAAGAAGGAGUAACCUGUAUUAUUGGACAAAUAAAUUUGUAUUUGAAAAAUAUAA
Colossoma macropomum (tambaqui) is the source of this 421-nucleotide messenger RNA. It is a transcript of the gene rpl36, whose product is annotated as ribosomal protein L36. Gene Ontology annotation, molecular function: structural constituent of ribosome. Bases 62 to 379 code for a protein of 105 amino acids. Gene Ontology annotation, cellular component: ribosome; cytosolic large ribosomal subunit. The record is from RefSeq and is a predicted model, not a curated record. The transcript is spliced from 4 exons. Gene Ontology annotation, biological process: cytoplasmic translation. Lineage: Eukaryota; Metazoa; Chordata; Actinopteri; Characiformes; Serrasalmidae.